CACACACGUGCUGUGUGUCCCAGAGAGACUAAAUCACACACACACACGAGGCUAAGGUGUGCAUGACCCGUGGUCCAUCAGAGCCAGGCUGACGGGCGUUAACGUGAAAGGAGCACUGAGGUGAUUGGUCACAGCUGAUCGACGCCGGCCUCAUCUCCUUCCUGUGGUGCUUUCUGCCUUCAUUCAUUCAUUCAUUCAUUCAUAGUGAAAGGUCUCUAGAACAACAUGAAUGUUUAGCACAGCAGGGUGACUGGGUGCACCUCUACAGAGUCAGUCUAAUUCAACAUGGCCGCCACAGAGGUCAGCAGUCAUCGCUCACGCGCACCCAGCACCAGUGGCUCUUGUGAUGCGCCAUGAGAUCCUGCUGACCAGCAGCAGACCUCAGGUGAAAACACCUGUCGAGUAUGAAACACUUCACUAGAACAAACCGGUACACACAGGUGGGUCUUAAACAGGUCAAAGGUCAGAGCAUCUGUCACAUUCAGGGGCAGCCUGGUGCACAGAGAGCUCCAGCUCUGGUUAGAGGACCUGAGUUGUGCUGGAGGCGUUUGUGAUGCUUUAUCGUUUCAACCUGAUCAGAUGGAAGUUUUAAUGUUCUAAUCUUCUGAUUCCAGGUGGGCCUCCUGUCUUUUGUCCUCCUCUCUCCACCUCAGACCCAAAGAAUCAGCUGAGAUAGACCAGAACUUUCCCUUCACCCUGUUUAGUCUGCCUUUAGGGCGGCGGAGCUAAGAGGUCCAGGCGAGGUGUCGGGAACAGCCUGAGGAGGAGUGAUGGUCUCCUCCUGGCAGGUCAAGGCGAGUUUCUGACCUCACCUUCUCACCUGACAGAGAACACCAGUGCUGCCCUUCAUUCCAUCACUCAUAGGGUUCCUUUAGACACGCGCUCUGUCAUACAGAGCAGACUGGGGGAUCAGAUUAGGGGAGCAGCAGUGUGCAAUCCAGAUAUCUGUGUGUGUGUGUGUGUGUGUGUGUGUGGAUGGGGAGCAUUAAACUUUCAUACAUGCACGUGAGACAUCUGCUGUGACAUGACAGUUGGCUCCAUAACUACAGGAUUAUUGUCAGAGUGGGGAACAGCCUCUAGUGUAAAAUCAGGCUAAGAGGUGUUGUUGUUUACUAAUGAGGCGCGUGCGUCUCACAUCUGUGGCCGGAUGUUCUCCCAGACUAGUUCUACCGAGUUUUCAGAUAGAAAGUGCGGUGCCAUAAAAGGAGCGGUGACGCGCCAUCCUCCUUUUUGCGCGCUUAUGUGGUUUCUGUUCUGCCUUGUAAAGCGCGCGCGCGCGUGUGUGUGUGUGAGAGAGAGUUUUGUGCAGAGGGUGGGGGCGCGGUGGUUCAGUCUAGCUGCGGAGGUUGUGGAGGUUUGAGGGUGUAAAGAGGAGGACGCAGCCUGGGAGCGCAGCGCAGCGGAAAGCGCGCACAUGCGGUCACUUUGCGCUCUUGACUCCAGGACGAACGUCUCACCCGCACUUUGGAAGCUCCACUUUCGCUCAGAUCUGGGAAGGUCGCGCUGCUGGAGGAUGGAGCGUGUGCGGGAUCGCGCCUCCUCUGCUGGGAUGUUUGUGCUCGCUGCGCUCUGCCUGGCGCCAAACGGAGUCUGGAGUUUUAACCUUUACGCAGAGCAUCCCACGGUUUACAGAGGACCCGAUGGGAGUUAUUUCGGGUAUUCUGUGGACUUCUAUCAAGCUUCUACCGACAGGAACACGGUCAGCGUGCUGGUGGGGGCUCCUAGAGCCAACACCUCCCAGCCAGGCAUCGUGGAGGCUGGGGCCGUCUAUUACUGCCCCUGGCCCGGGCUCCCCGAGAGCUGCAGACAGAUUCCCUUUGACAACUCCAAUAACAGAAUGAUCAAAGUGAACGGCACCAGAGAGCCUUUGGAGUUCAAGUCCCACCAGUGGUUUGGAGCUUCAGUCAGAACACACAAGGAAAACGUGGUGGCGUGUGCUCCUCUCUACCGCUGGAGGACGGUGAAGAGAGACGGGGAGAAGGACCCCGUGGGGACCUGCUAUGUGGCCGUCCAGAACUUCAGCGCCUAUGCAGAAUACUCGCCGUGCAGAACCAGUGAUCCGGAUCCAGAGGGGCAGGGCUUCUGUCAGGCGGGCUUCAGCGUGGACUUCACCAAGGACGGGCGGCUGGUUGUAGGAGGACCAGGAAGCUUCUACUGGCAAGGCCAGGUGAUGACAGCAGGGGUAGCUGAGAUACUGAACGGCUACUCCUUGAAGGCGGUGCUGAGACGAGUUGCCGGAGAGAAACAAACCGUAAUGGCGGAAGACACAAACGAUGACAGUUACCUUGGGUAUUCGGUGGCAGUGGGAGAGUUUACGGGAGACUCAGCACAAGAGCUGAUAGCUGGAGUCCCAAGAGGAGCACACAGCUUUGGAUACGUGGCGAUGAUCGACUCCACCAAUCUGACCUUCAUCCAGAACUUCACAGGAGAGCAGAUGGCGUCCUACUUUGGCUACUCGGUGGCUGUGUCCGACCUGAACGGAGACGGGACGGAUGACAUCAUGGUUGGAGCGCCCCUGUACAUGGAGAGGGAGACGGAGACCAAACCCAGGGAGGUGGGGAGGGUUUACCUGUACCUGCAGCUGGCUCCGCUCACCUUCUCCACACCUGUGGCUCUGAACGGCACCUACACGUUCGGACGCUUCGGGUCGGCAGUAGCACCGCUGGGAGACAUCAACCAGGAUGGAUUUAAUGACGUGGCGGUGGGAUGUCCAUUCGGAGGCGAGGACCAUGGAGGCAGAGUAUUGAUCUUUAACGGUAACAGAGACGUUUCCACUAACGCUCUGACGCUGAGCCAGGAGCUCCGGGCCGCCCGCUCCUCCGGUGGAAGCUUGGCUGGAUACGGAUUCACCCUGAGAGGAGGCCACGACCUGGACAGGAACGAAUAUCCUGAUCUGAUCGUUGGGGCGUUUGGAGCGAGUGAGGUCUCCGUCUACAGGUCUCGAGCUGUUGUGUCUGUGGAAGCAACGCUGACUCUAACUCCCAGAAUCCUGAAUCCCGAUGACCGACAGUGUUUCCUCCCUCAGACAGAAAACAGGGUCACCUGGUAAAAAGCAUCUAUCCUUACAUUUUUCACCACAGCAUUUGCACCUGUGUGUGCACUGUGCUGGCUCAGAACUGAACGAACAAACUACACAUCCCGGGCAAGCCCCCAAUUCUAGACAGCUCAAAUGUAAGGGUGUAAGAAAAUAUUGUUACACUAAAAUAUUGCGAUAGUUCAUGUUGUGAUAUCGAAUCGAUAUUAGACUUUGGACUUUUUACGGCCCUCUUUCUGACAGAAUAUCAAUAUGUAAAAGGCGACAAAAUACUUGUUUUUACUUUCAGAAUCAGCCUAAAUUUGAAGUUUAGUUCAGAAUAUUAGAUAAAAAAGUUGAUGGAUGUGCAUCGUAAAUGUAGCUGUUUAAAGGUGCAAAUGAACCAGAAACUAUCUGGGACUUACUAAGAACAGAAGAAACUGGUUAUUUGAUGUGUUUCUGCUGUUUGCAGCAGGGCUGAUCUGAAGUCAGUGUAAAUGUGAGACUCCACCACACUCACAUGGAAACUAAACAAGUUUUUACUGGUUGUUGUCUCAACAGAGUAAAAAAGGUUCCUUUACUGGCUGGUUGCUGUUUGCUUUUUUAACCUCGGUGGCAUUAACGGUGAUGUCUGAGAAGACAAGACAAGAGACACGUUUGGUUUUUAUUUUAGAUGAUAAAGCAUCAGGUCUAGCCCAGCAGCUCUUCACACGCUGCACCGACCUCCGGGACAUCCACUUGUUUUUAUGUCCUAAAAAACAAUUUUCGUCUCCUUCUGUUGGUUUUGGUGCUUCUUUUGGGAAUUACAUCCAUCAUCACUCUCAAACUCAGGCUGACAUGAGAAGUAGCACGUUGCAGUGCCUCGUUAAAUCACUCCUGCUCAGUCUGAGCUGUUAUUUAUUGGAGCUUUGGUGUGACUGCAUGUGCAAGUGGAUUAAAGCUAAAGUCUCAGAUAUGAAGCUAACGAGGCUCUUUGCUGCACUGAGCUUCAGAUUUGUAACAGAAAGCGUCCUCGCUGCAUCCUUAAAACGAUAUGCUCUGUAACGUCUACCCUUUCACAAAUCACAUUCACGCUGACAGAUG
Messenger RNA from Nothobranchius furzeri (turquoise killifish), 4096 nucleotides. The record is from RefSeq and is a predicted model, not a curated record. NCBI's taxonomy places the organism in Eukaryota, Metazoa, Chordata, Actinopteri, Cyprinodontiformes, Nothobranchiidae.